Clunio marinus is the source of this 573-nucleotide messenger RNA. The record is from the annotation of a GenBank genome assembly. Lineage: Eukaryota; Metazoa; Arthropoda; Insecta; Diptera; Chironomidae.
AUGUCUAGAAUGGCGCGUUCACCACUUAAGCACGUAAUUUUUCACACUUACAACUUCAUCAACCCUUUGAACAUUUCAUUAGUUUGCAUCAGUAAAUCAAUAUGCGGCAGUCUUUGCCAGUUUGCACUGCGAUAUGAACGGUCAAAUGGAUUAAUAAUGAGUCGGAAAAAAUCAGAGUGCAUAGAAUUGUUGGUUCCAAAGAAUAUAAAUUCAGAACAACGUCCGUCUGCACCAUCGCUUGACUGCACUUUAAGUAGAAAUUAUUCAAAUGAGAAUUAUCGCAAUUUAGUGUCGAAUGGAAUAAUUUACACUUCAGUGUGGCCUGAGAAAAUUCCGCUACUGACUCAGAAGGAACAAGAUGAAUUAAAAGAUGUUUCUUGGUUCCAAGCUGGCUUACCACGAGAAAUUUCUCUCGAAAUUCUUCUCCAACAAAUUCCAGGAUCAUUUCUUGUCCGACAAAGUGAAUCAAAUAAAAAAUAUUUUGCAUUAAAUAUCAAUGCGGAUUACACCAUUGGAGCCACCAAAACUUUCACAUUACUUAAUCGAAAGAACACAGAAAGGAUUUCGAUUUAA